Messenger RNA from Oikopleura dioica, 246 nucleotides. Lineage: Eukaryota; Metazoa; Chordata; Appendicularia; Copelata; Oikopleuridae. The record is from the annotation of a GenBank genome assembly.
AUGAGUGCAAUUAAUGAUUUUUACGACAAGCUCCGCCCUGAUCAAGUGACCAAAUUCCGAUCAAUUUUGGACGAUCUGAGAGGGGCCUACGACAACCUUGAUUCUGCCCAGAAAGAGUUCUUCGAGUCGAAAUACUCAGACGGUUCUGCUGCUGAUUGCCCGGUGGUGAAGCUUAUUGGUAAUGCUGGAGCCUUCGAUAAAGAAGCUACAACUGAUGGUCAAAGCCAUUUUUGUGUUCUUUUAUAA